AUGACAAAGACAGGAGGUUUAGCAAGGAGUAAAACCCGACAAUCCGAGAAAACUAAUAUGGCAUCAGACAAAGUGAACAAUGGAUUGCCAAUAACUGAUGGUUCGUCUAUAGGAAGCAAAACUGUGAAUCUGACGUUCGAGGGAAACAUGCCAACUAUUCAGCCUCCUCAAACUCAGCAAAAGGAGAGUACUCUUAUGCCAGAAGUUCAGACUCUUCAAACUCAUCAAACUCAGUACAAGGAGAGCACUCUUAUGCCAGAAGUUCGGACUCUUCAAACUCAGCAAAAAAGAGGACUCUGCAAAAUCAAAGUCAGCAAAAUGGAAGCACUUCUCAUCCUCCAUCACAUGAGGGAAGUCAACAUCCACAAUCACCUCCGACAAAUAUCAUUGGUACUAAACCGUUGCGAUUUUACAGUUGCAAAACAUGCUAAACAUGUUGUAGUUGCCUUAUGUGAUAAUUUGUUGAUGAAAAUCAGAUUACUUGGCUUCGGGGUAAUGUGUGCUUAUUCUGAUGUGAUGCUUGAUAAAUACUUCUACGUGUUUGAUGUUUUGUCCAUGUAA
Molecule: messenger RNA, 561 nt
Organism: Striga asiatica
Lineage: Eukaryota; Viridiplantae; Streptophyta; Magnoliopsida; Lamiales; Orobanchaceae
Source: the annotation of a GenBank genome assembly